This is a messenger RNA of Oryza sativa Japonica Group (Japanese rice), 2638 nucleotides long. NCBI's taxonomy places the organism in Eukaryota, Viridiplantae, Streptophyta, Magnoliopsida, Poales, Poaceae. The record is from RefSeq and is a predicted model, not a curated record.
GACGUGCAAACACACCCGAACGAGCGAACGAGGCGGCGCCGCGGCGCUUCUUCUUCCUCUUCCUCGAUAACAAACGCAGCCAACCUCCGCUGGAGCCCGCCCGACCUCCGCCUCUCCUACCUUCUCCGGCACAGGAACCGACCGCCAGCCGUCGACCGGUCGGAGGGCUCCGCCUCGUCCAGAUCUGGCCGCUGCUUCCCUCGGCGGCUCGUCGGAUCCUGCUGAAUCUCGCGUCGGCGUCGGCGUCAGCGGAGGGAACUCAGGAGGGGAUCGGUGCUUCGCGUAUUGGGGGGGCCUCGAUGGUCUCCCUCCCCAACGCCGCUCCGACCGUCUCCUCCCCGCGUGGCCCGACGAGGCUCGCGGGCAUGGCCGACGAAGGGACGAGUGCUCUCGCCGGGGCAUGACCGACGCCGGCGUUGGACGGGAAACCUCCGAGCUUGCGAAUUCGAUGCACAGGCUCGGUGAAGAACGGGUUCGACAGGAACUCCACCGGCUGGUUGCCUGGUUGCCGUCCCGGCCUCAACCAAACCAAGCCUAGCCUAGCCUAGCCUGACGCGAGUUCCUCUCGCAUUCGGAAGAAGAGGGGGUGGGGUUCACUGGAGGAAGUUCAUUGGAGUUUAUUGGGGGUAAGGAGAACAGCCUUCCAGCAUCUCGCGUUUCCAGGAUGCUGUCCAGUGAGCUUCCGCAGGAGCUGCAUUUUAUUAAUUUUGUACUUAAAAUGGGGAAGUAUCUAAUGUGCAAAAGGACAACACCGAAACCUACCCAUGGUAAAGAAAUAAGUGAGAAAGGGAAGUCAAAUCUUCAAUUUGAAGACCUCCCGGCAGUAUCUUCUCUUCCCCAUUUUGUGUUCAUAUUGAAUUAUGUACUGGAUUUCUUAACUUGAAGGUAUGUUGUUCUUUCAAUUCAGGAUUUGAUAUGCACAAUUUUAUCAAAAUUGCCUCAGAAAGAGGCAAUAAGGACUAGUGUUUUAUCAAGUAAGUGGAGAUCCAUGUGGACGCUUCGCUCAAAAAUAUCUCUUGAUGGUGGAGCAGUGUGUGGUAGUCGCAGGCGUGGUCAAAAUAAAUAUUGUCAGAGAUUCAUUAAUAAUGUUGAAAAAGUUCUACAGAAUUAUCAAGGAAAGAUGGUGGAAGCAUUUGGAAUUAAGUUUGAAUUUGACAGCAUUCUAGUUGAUAAUCUGAAUAAGUGGGUUAGUUUUGCUGUGUCAGCGAGGACAAAACAUCUAUCUUUUGAUUUAGUGCCUAUUAGAUUUGCUCGUUGUGACGAUCGGUUCAUAUUUCCAUUUGAACUUUUAGACAGUGGAAGCAUUUGCCGUCUACAACAUCUUCAAUUUAGCUUUAUCUCUUUGCAACCACCUUCCUGGUUCGGAGGUUUCCCAAACCUAAGGAAGCUUGAGCUUAAUUUGGUGCAUGUUACAAGAAAGGAACUUGAGAACAUGUUGUGCAACUGUUGCUGUCUUGAGUGGUUGAGCAUGGUCAGAUGCCAUCUGAAGGAUGACCUUAGGGUAGAUCGUCCGAUGUCCCAUUUAGCCUACCUGCUUAUUAGUUGCUGUGUCAUAACCAAGAUAGAGCUCCACGCUACAAAACUCUCUACCUUUAUAUAUGAGGGUGAAUUUGUUCCAAUUGUCCUCAAUCAUACGUCAAAGCUGGUCAAUGCACACAUUUUCAUUUUUGACGCCAUUUUUCACCAUGUUGUUGCUUCCCUUUUCCAUGGCCUUCCAAAUGUCCACAAGCUGACAUUAUGUAUUCCUGAUCUACAACUGGAGAAUCUAUGGUCGUUAGAUAACUCACUGAAGUUUUCCUGUCUCAAACACAUACAAUUGUUUGCGCACAUAUUAUCUCAUGGUUCCGACAAAAUUCUGUACUUAGCUUAUGUCAUGAGGGCUGCACCCUUCGUUGAAAAGGUGGAAGUGCAUUUUGCUAGCGGUCAUAGCCUAUGGUUUGCACAAGAAGGCCCCCUUAGACAUGAACUUGGGCACGAUGAAUACAAAUAUCUGAAGAACCUUUGUGUUACAGGAUUCAAAGGGGCUAGAGGACAACUUGAGUUUCUUUUACAUGUUGUGGAAAAUGCAACUGCACUAGACGUUAUAACUGUGGAUACAACUGAAAGAAUGUUGGAAAGUGACAUUAAGAACGACUAUCUCUGCAGUAUUGCUCGUCAGACUAUCGAACUUCAUAUCCGCGAGGCACUCCCACCGAAGGCGAAGCUCUUUGUUCUUUAGGCUCUGCCAAAAAGUCUUUAAGCAUGCAUUUAGCGGAAUGUAGUGGUGUGCUCCCCCCCACCCUCGAUCCGUAUGAUGUGCCCGGCUAUUCAAAUGCAUGUCUAGGUGAAGAUGUGAGGAUUGGGACAGGGGAUUUCUAGAUUUUUGUGUGUGUGUGUGUGUGUAAAUUCUACUGAAAGGGGAUAAAGUUCGAUUGUUCUGUCGCAGUUUCGGUUUCUGGAUAUAUCUGAUGCUGUCUUUGUGGUUAUAAUGCCUAAUAGCAGAAAACCUGUCUUCUGACAAACUUGAAAAGGUUGUAUAUACGACUGUUUCAGUUGUACAAUCCAGUUUUCUAUUUCCAGUUCUAUUUGGGAAUUCUACUAUCAUGUAUGUGUACUACUGAAUUCAGCAAUAGUAGGUAAAAACAAAUGAACUGCAGUA